Aplosporella prunicola CBS 121167 is the source of this 1562-nucleotide messenger RNA. RefSeq lists its product as uncharacterized. Gene Ontology annotation, molecular function: S-adenosylmethionine-dependent methyltransferase activity. The coding region runs from base 1 to 1083 and encodes 360 amino acids. Gene Ontology annotation, cellular component: mitochondrion. The record is from RefSeq and is a predicted model, not a curated record. Gene Ontology annotation, biological process: mitochondrial respiratory chain complex I assembly. The transcript has 2 exons. Lineage: Eukaryota; Fungi; Ascomycota; Dothideomycetes; Botryosphaeriales; Aplosporellaceae.
AUGAAGUCCUUCUCCUCCUCCUCCCUGCGCAGCUUGCCCGCCACCCUGCGCCCCGCAACACGCACCACCGCCGUCCCCCGCCGCAGCUACGCCCUUCAAGCUCCCGGCGCGCCCUCCUUCGACGUCUUCAACCGCCGCACCAAGCUGCUGCAGCGUGAGCGCGCCGCCUCCAAUGCCCAACAGAGCAGGGAAGUCGACUACCUGCGGGACGAAGUCGCCUUCCGCCUCUGCGAGCGACUGCUGGACAUCAACCGCCGCUUCGACAAGGUGCUCGACCUAGGCGCCAACGCCUGCAACAUCGGGCGGAUCCUUACGCAGCCCGACCCGGACAAAGACUCGAUGAAGCCCGUGUCGGAGCCACUCUCGACCCGCAUCGGCGAGCUCAUAGCAGCCGACUCGUCGCCAGGGAUGCUGUACCGGGACGCGUCGGCGCCGUUCAACGACUCGCUCUCGAUAACGCGCCAAGUGCUGGCGGACGAGGAGUCGCUGCCGUGGGAAGCGGGCAGCUUCGACGCGGUGCUCAGCUCGCUGUCGCUGCACUGGAUCAACGACCUGCCCAGCGUGCUGCGCCAGAUCAACCACGUCCUCAAGCCCGACGCGCCCUUCCUGGGCGUCAUGCUCGGCGGCGACAGCCUGUACGAGCUGCGUACGGCGCUGCAGCUCGCCGAGCUCGACCGCCGUGGCGGCGUGUCUACGCGCACGUCGCCGCUCGCUGACGUCCGUGAUAUGGGCGGCUUGCUGCAGGGCGCCGGCUUUAAGUUGCUGACGGUCGAUGUUGACGACAUCGUCGUCGACUACCCCUCGAUCUUCGCGCUGAUGACGGAUCUGCAGGCCAUGGGCGAGAGCAAUGCCGUGCUCGGCCGCGAAAUGGGCCCCAUAAGGAGGGAUGUCUUGCUUGCGGCUGAAGGCAUCUACAGGGCGCUGCAUGCCGAAGAGGGCCAGGAAGGUAUCCCCGCCACUUUCAGGCUCAUCUACAUGAUUGGCUGGAAGGAGGGCCCAAACCAGGGCCAGCCUCUGCCGCGUGGAAGCGGCAUGGUCAGCAUCAAGGAGAUGUUGGAGCAGAAGGGCGGCGAGAAGAAAUAGACGCCUGUCCAUGCAGGCGGGUCGUCUAUCGAUUUCUCGCCGUCGAAACAUGUCGGGGGCGGAUGAGAGGGGUGGGAGGGGAGAGGAGCGUGCAAGCGCGCACGUUCCCUGCAGACUGGCCUCCUGGCUGUACCCAGCAGUCUUGCGAGCGCUAGGUAAACGUCUGCACACCAUCGCGACCACCACCACCGCAGCCUCGCCAGGGAUGGACGACGAUAGGUGAAAAAGGCGCAACACGCCCCCACCAAAAAACACCAUCCCCAAGUCUCAACUACGCAGCCACAUCACCUUGCCCGCUGCCGUCCAUCCAAAUAGGUACACAUACACGUACUGUACAGCGCAGCCAAGGCAACCAAGUUAGUAUAGCUAGCGUGGUGGGACAGAUCUCCACUGCACAUACGCAAACGCGAAAGGGUACAGCAUUGUAGAUACCUAGAUAGGCGAUAAUAGCGUUAUACGUGUACUUAGCACUCCACUCC